This is a messenger RNA of Amoebophrya sp. A120, 1533 nucleotides long. The record is from the annotation of a GenBank genome assembly. NCBI's taxonomy places the organism in Eukaryota, Dinophyceae, Syndiniales, Amoebophryaceae.
CGGGUGGCAACGAUUUCGACCCCGACGAGGGGCCGGCGGAAUCCUACAUCGUGCAAAAGUACAUCGAGAAUCCGCUGCUGAUCGGCGGGCGGAAGUUUGACUUGCGCAUCUAUGCACUAGUAACCUCCUACCAGCCGCUCACCGUGUGGCUGAGUCGAGAAGGGUUCGCGCGGUUUUCCCUGACCCGAUACUCGGUCGACACAGUGCGGGACCCGACCAAGCUGUCCUCGCACCUGACCAACGUGGCGGUGCAGAAAAACCUCUUCUCCAAGGACAACACCUACCAGCGCACCGGCGGCAAGUGGGAAAUCCCGCGGAUGAAGCAGUACUUGAUCUCCAAAAUCGGCCGUGAGCGCACCAUCGACCUCUUCAAUCGUUUCGAGGAAAUCAUCAUCUACAGUCUGCUGGCCGUGCAGCGGGUGAUGAUUGCAGACCGCAAGUGCUUCGAAAUGUACGGCUACGAUAUCAUGAUCGAUUCGCACUUUAACCCCACCUUGAUUGAGGUGAACGCCAGCCCGUCCUUGACCGCCAACACGAAGGCGGACUACGAAAUGAAGUUCGCCACACUGGACGACGUGCUGACUAUUCUGGAUCUGGAGAAGUACUUGGCGCAGGUAGACGAAAAUGGCAACGCGCUGGACUACCACGAUCAGAUCACCCGGGUCGGCGGUUUUGAUCUGAUUUACCGUGCGGGGCCCGUCCCCGGACACACAGAGUCGAUGCUAGGCACGCGAAACGACCGGGAGAGGCAGCUGCGUGAGUUGGCGGAGGAGCUGCAGUUGCGCAACCGAGUGAAAGCGAACCUUUCAUCAACAGUCACUUCUGGCUCUAGGUAGUGCUGCAGCGGCAAGCAUCGGCGGAUCUACGAGUUAUAACGUUGUAACAGAAUCAUGGUCUGCAGGGGCAGGUGUGAAUGUGAAUGCAACCGCAGCAGCACACCAACGAGGAGGCGGAGGGGCGUCCACACAGUGGGUGCCAACCACAACGGUGUAAGCGGUACUAGUGGGUAUAACUACGCGACACGGGGAGGUUCUAGAGUGUGACGGGCUCCUCACUGUGACUCCAGGAGAAAGCGGCCGAAUCAGCUCGUCCUCUGUCUUGUUCUAUCACUAUUUCAUCCCUCGCGCGCUUCGUUGUAACGAGAACGACAGCCCAAGCGAAUGUAUGAAUAAGUAGCAGUUGAAGUAGUUCUUUCUAGAUGAACAUGAACUUCAUGUUAUAGUGCUUAAUUCAAAUCUCCAAACGAGACGAGUGAUAUAUGUGAUUACCUCUCUAUUUCCAAGUACAUAAUGACUGAUCUAUUGUUCGACGGUAAUGAGAAAAAAAGUUUAGACAUGGAGAAAGUGCAUAUCAUGGUUCUUUUUGGCUUUUUAUUUUCCACUGAACACAUAGUGUCGCAAAACAAGAAAAAGCAAGGCCGCGCCAGAACUUGUUUUCUUCUUGUUGUCGUUCAUCAAGGACGGAAAGACCUUGAUGCCCAAAACAGACGUGCAAAACGAGUCUUGGAGGUAUGAAUCUUCAUGCGGUGCUGGU